UCAUUAAUAAUUAAGAUGACGAAAAAUUGGAUAUUGGGUCGAAUAUAUGUCUUCAUUAGGCGCCAGUUGAAAGGAACGAUGCGCAAAUCAGACUUCUUGUAUUGAAAGAAAAAUACAACGACAAAAGCAACAACCUUGCUGUAUUUGAAAAAACACCGAAGAAUUAAGAAAAAGACCAAACAAGCUUCUGAAUUUAAAGAGGUUCAGUCGUAUUGAGGCAAAUGAGUGAAACAAAGCGUAGAAAGAACCCAUCCGGUUCUCAUGCCAGUCUUGGUGGCAGGUCCUUGAGAGACGAAAUGGAGAUGCACAGCCGCUCAAGACCAUCAUCAGGUGCUGCCUGGUCAGAUGAUGGCCCAGGACAAGAUGAUGUUGAUUUCAAUCCCAGAGCCCCUGCUGCUGUAGACAUGCCCUCUGCUAUGGAGGCAGAGCCUUACAGCAUGCAGGCCAAUGUGACUCGUGAUGUGCGAGCUGAUGCCCCCAACAAUCAACCUGUUGACUGCUUUACAAGAUUUAAACGAGUAAUCCGAGGGCUAUGGAGAACACGCCACACUGAGGACACAGACACAGAUAAGGAGAUGUAUGUGAAGACCACUCUGAGGGAGCUUGGGAUCUACCUUGUCUUCAUGUGUGUCCUCUGCAUUUUGACAUUUGGUAUGACUAGCUCAACCAUGUAUUAUUUCACAAAAGUCAUGCAAGACUUGUUUGUCAGUGAGCCUGGUUUUAAUGACUUUAAAAAGAUGAGUGAUUUCUGGAGUUAUGCAGAAGGCAAGCUUCUCGAUGGACUGUUUUGGGAAAAGUACUACAAUGGCCAAAAUGUAUCUAAAGACCACCAGGGUUUUAUCUAUUUUGAAAACAAAGUGCUUGGACUACCCAGAAUAAGACAAGUUCGAGUUAGGAAUGAUUCUUGUGUUGUGCACUCUGACUUUAAGAAAGAAAUCAAGGAAUGCUAUGCCCCUUAUGCAACUAACAUUGAAGACACAAGGAGCUUUGGAAAAAUGAAUGGUUCAGCCUGGACUUAUAAAUCUGAAAAGGAACUGGAAGGAAGAGGAACCUGGGGCCAACUUACAAGUUACAGUGGUGGUGGAUUUACUCAGCUUUUGAAAAAGACCAAAGCAGAAUCUAAAGCACUUAUCGAUGAUCUUAAGAAAAACCUAUGGACUGAUCGUGGAACAAGGGCAGUUUUCAUCGAUUUCACAGUAUACAAUGCAAACAUCAAUCUGUUCUGUGUAGUCACGUUGGUCCUUGAGUUCCCAGCUACCGGAGGCUGUAUUCCUCAUCCGAUGUUCCGAACCCUUAAACUCAUUCGGUAUGUCACUCCAAUGGACUACUUUGUCAUGGCAUGCGAGGCAAUAUUCGUCCUCUUUCUUGUUUAUUACUCCAUCGAGGAAUUCAUUGAAAUAAAGAAGCACAAACUGGCAUAUUUCAAGGCUUUCUGGAACGUCCUUGAUGUCGUCGUGAUCUUGCUUGGUGUUGUCUGCAUCGUUUUCAACCUGUACCGGACAUUGUCAGUGAACCGGCUGAUCAAAUCUCUGCUUACGAAUCCGGAUGGAUUUGCAAACUUUGCAGUGCUUGGGUUCUGGCAAAAUCAAUACGACAAUUUGGUUGCUGUUGCAGUUUUCAUUUGCUGGAUCAAGGUUUUCAAGUAUAUCAGCUUCAACAAGACCAUGACUCAACUCUCCUCCACUCUUGGAAAGUGUGCUAAAGACAUUGCUGGCUUCGCAGUUAUGUUCUUCAUCAUCUUUUUGGCGUAUGCGCAAUGGGGAUAUCUCAUCUUUGGAACUCAAGUCAAAGAUUUCAGCACAUUCCACUACAGCAUCUACACCCUGUUCCGUAUUAUCCUUGGUGACUUCAACUUCAAGGAAAUUGAAAAUGCAAACAGAAUUUUGGGUCCAAUCUUCUUCAUCACAUACGUCUUCUUUGUGUUCUUCGUCCUCAUCAACAUGUUCUUGGCCAUUAUUAAUGACACUUACGCUGAAGUCAAAUCCGAUCUGGCUCAACAGAAGAGUGAAUUCGAAAUCACCGAUUACUUCAAGAGAGGAUAUGAAAAGAUGAUGAACAAAAUCUCCUUCAAACGGGAAAAGAUUGUUGACAUUCAAAAGGCAAUUCAAACAGCUGACACAAACCGAGACAACAAACUUGACUUCGAGGAAUGGAGACAAGAACUCAAAAUGCGUGGUCAUGCUGAUGCAGAAAUUGAGGCAGUCUUUGCAAAAUAUGAUUUGGAUGGCGAUCGUGUUCUCAACGAGGAAGAGCAAAGGAAAAUGCACGAAGAUCUUGAAGGCCAAAAGGCCGAGCUGAACGAAGAAAUGGAAGAGGUUGAGCGUGCUAAGGAUGCUGAUAUGCCACUGCGAGCCACACGAAGUCGCGUCAGCAUGAGGGACAGUGAUGACGACGAAGAUGAUGACAUUGACAUGGAGGGUCGAAGAGGAGGACAUACUGGCGGCGGAGGAGUCUCCUUCGAAGAAUUCACAGUCCUGAGUCGCCGAGUUGAUCGAAUGGAGCACAGUAUCGGGAGUAUUGUAUCAAAGAUUGAUGCCGUUCUGGUAAAACUUGAAGCAAUGGAAAAGGCAAAACUCAAAAGACGCGAGACCAUGGCAAAAUUACUUGAUAGCAUUGCAGAGGAUGACAGACGCGAUGAUGACUCUCGCCGGGAACAUAUGGAAAAACUUGUACGUGAAGAACUUGAACGUUGGGAUAGUGAUGCAUCAUUGAGGGACGGGGGUGCUCGUCCAACAAGUGCCUCCUCCCGUGGCUCAGUUGCAUCUGCUAAAAAAAGACCUCCAAAGUCUCCUGGCAGUAGAAUAAGCCCCCGAGGCAGUGAAACAUCAGUGAGAAUUAACACGGAAGACGACGGAGUUCCGAAGGUCUUCAAUGAGCACAGCAAAAUUUGAUGAUUGAUGUGAAGGUGCAAGGACUUUAUUAAAAAGAGUAUAAUAUUAUUGCACAAAAAGUUUGCGCACCAAACAAAGCAACAGGAUUGCAGUGAGGUAAUAGGCUUGGUGCACUUUGUUCUUUUUUUUCGUUUGAGAGAAAAGCCUGUUGUAUAUAAUAUUCUAAUUGUUAUGAGGUUAAGUAGUUGUGGGAAGUAUAUUAUUAAUAGUUAAGCUUUUAUCGCUAUCAGAUAGAUUUAACUGGGACUAAGUGAACUUCGGGUGACAAAUUGAAAUUGUUCGUUAAAAAACUGGUGUUUAUUGACUUUCUCAGAAAUGAAAGCCUUUGAAGAAAUGUGCCAGCUCCUACCUUCAGACCCAAUUUGUGAAUAAGGAUUUUCUUGUGUUUCUGAAAACAAGGACUUGUCCAAGUUGGUUAUUUUCAUCUGAAACUAUGAAACUAGAAACAAGAAAAAUAAUCCUUGAUAUACUUAUGUUCAAGGUUAGAUAACUUUAUUUUGUCACACUUUUCACUGUAGUACCAGUUUAUCAUUAUAUAUUAUAUUUCACCUUGCCAAAUGUUGUUAAAUAAUUUAUGAGAUGGUAUCUCCGUUUUAGCAUUUCUCCCCCCUUCGUCAAAUUUCCAGAAUUUUUAAUUCUACAUUUAUGUCUUUGAAAAGAACAGUUUUACAACUAUUCAAUUUGGUUCUGUUUUUAUUUAUUUUCCCGGCUUUCUCCCUUAAAUAGAUAGUGACCAGUUUCGCCUGAUUAAACUGCCCAAGUCAAAAACCUAAUUUCCAAGAUAUAAAAUAUGAUGACGUUAUUUAGGUGCAACCCUUGGCAGUUUCUUCAAGAAUGGUCAUUUUAGUUCAGCUUGGAGUGUUACUGACAAACUUCCAUUUCGAAGGGAUAUGUUGAAUAUUUUCAAACCUUUUUCUCUAGUAUCAAAGCCCUUACUUACAGUAACAGAACUUUCAAGAGAAUGUUUGUACAAUUAGAACAAUCAAAAUUUGCUCCGCAAUGCAGACAAAAUUAUAAUGCUGGUGAAGUUUUUUCAUAUUAAACCUUCAGUUCUGUCGAACAAAACAAACUGCUGAGUUUGGGCUUUGAUGCUAUAGGCUUCUUUGUUUUAAAAACUUUUUCUUUUUCCUGUACCGUUUCGUUUUGUUGUUCAAGAUUUCAAAGCACUUGGAAACUGCUCUUCAAUGAAAAAUAUAAUAAAACGGC
Messenger RNA from Rhopilema esculentum, 4097 nucleotides. RefSeq names its product polycystin-2-like protein 1. Lineage: Eukaryota; Metazoa; Cnidaria; Scyphozoa; Rhizostomeae; Rhizostomatidae. Gene Ontology annotation, cellular component: membrane. The record is from RefSeq and is a predicted model, not a curated record. Gene Ontology annotation, molecular function: calcium ion binding; calcium channel activity. Gene Ontology annotation, biological process: detection of mechanical stimulus.